AUCAAUAUUUAACCGCGAGUGUGGGUGGUAAUUUCCACAAAUGCUAUAUUUUUCGAUCUUCGGUGACAUUACGAGCAUUUGCAACUAACUUAACGCUGUCACUUAAAUUAGACUCUUGUCAACUGUGUGCAAGUAUUAGUCAACUUCAAGACAGAGAUAGGAGCGCUUGUUUCGAAAUGGUGCAGUUAUACGAAGAAGCUUUCGGUACCUAUAAAAACGAAAAGGUACGAAAGUUCUUCUGGACUACACAAAGCGGGUUUUCUGUCUCUGUAAUAUCUUAUGGAGCAAUUAUACAGUCGAUUAAGGUUCCAGAUGAACAGGGUGUUACUACUGAUGUGGUUCUUGGUUUCGACGACAUUGAAGGCUACGUCAAUCGGAAUGCUCCAUACUUAGGCGCGACUAUCGGUAGAUGUGCGAACAGGAUUGGUGGAGCUAGUUUUCAAAUAGAUGGAGUAACUUAUUCCGUAGCUAAGAAUAUUGGUCAGGAUCAUUUACAUGGUGGAUUAGUUGGCUUCGAUAAGGUAAACUGGAAUACAACUGUAAACGGUAGCAAGGUUAUCUUCAGCUACUUGUCCAAAGACGGUGAGGAAGGCUAUCCAGGAGAUUUGGUCACGAAUGUCAUUUAUGAAGUUAAAGACGAUGACGUACUAUAUGUGGAGUUUCUCGCGACCACAACUAAAAAGACCGUCGUCAACUUGACCAACCAUUCGUACUUCAACUUGGCCGGUCAUGAUGCUGGUCCAGAUGAACUGUUCAAUCACGUCAUCAACAUAAAUGCUGACAAGAUCACCGAAACUACAUCUGAAUCUAUUCCAACUGGCCGUUUCAUUGAGGUGGGAGGGACUUCAUACGAUUUGCGUGUUCCAACGAAACUUGGUGAUGCGAUGAACAAAGCAUCAAAUACGAUAUACGAUAUACGAUAUACGACAUACGAUGACAACUUCUGUGUUACUGUUAACGAUGAAAAGAGUAUGACCUUCAUCUCAAGAGUCGUCCAUCCUGAAUCAGGAAGGUACCUCGAGGUGUACAGCAACCAACCUGGUGUACAAUUGUACACAAGUAACGGUUUACCAUCACCAAAUGAAGCUGCUCUAGAAGGUAAAGCAGGAGCAGGGUACAGACGCCAUGGAGCAUUCUGUUUAGAGACCCAAGUUUACCCAGAUGCUGUCAAUCAUGAUAACUUCCCCAGCGCAAUACUUGUGCCAGGAGAUAUAUAUAGGCAUAAGGUUAAUUAUCAUUUCGGUGCGGUUAAAACUAAUCUGCCGAAAGUUGUGGGUGUAUAAACAUCAUGGAUCUGAUGUGAAAUUUCAGUACAUGUAAUUUUUUAAUCUAAUGCCAAUUUUUUUUAAAUAUUGAAUUUUUUGUUUGAAUUUAUUCAAAUAAACAAAAAAAAACAACAUAUUUUAAAAUAAAUUUGUUGUAAAUUUUAUAUAAAUCAAAAGCAAACGUUUUGUGCUAAAAGUAUUUUCUGUUUAUUGUCAAAUUCAUUUGAAAUAAAUCGAUUUAUAAUUUA
Messenger RNA from Melitaea cinxia (Glanville fritillary), 1513 nucleotides. RefSeq names its product galactose mutarotase-like. Gene Ontology annotation, molecular function: aldose 1-epimerase activity; carbohydrate binding. Gene Ontology annotation, biological process: beta-D-galactose catabolic process via UDP-galactose, Leloir pathway; glucose metabolic process. NCBI's taxonomy places the organism in Eukaryota, Metazoa, Arthropoda, Insecta, Lepidoptera, Nymphalidae. The coding region runs from base 177 to 1283 and encodes 368 amino acids. The record is from RefSeq and is a predicted model, not a curated record. The transcript has 6 exons.